Molecule: messenger RNA, 463 nt
Organism: Prunus avium (sweet cherry)
Lineage: Eukaryota; Viridiplantae; Streptophyta; Magnoliopsida; Rosales; Rosaceae
Source: RefSeq, a predicted model, not a curated record
GGUUUUAGGGGUAAAAAGAAGGCAGGUUUCUAUUGGUUCUGGCUCCAAAUCAAGAGACAAGGUUGUUAUUGUGGAGGAGAUGACUCUACAAAGUGUUUUUGACAUCCUGGACAAAGCUUCGAAGUCCACCUAAUAGAGUGAGAGAUGAAUUUGAUCCUUGAAUGAGACGUGAAGCUGCAUUGUACUGUAGCAGCUAACCGAGUCACUUGUGUUUAUUGGAAAUUGUCUUGUUGAUGUUCCAGGUACUUCAAAACUGGCAUUGUUUGCGCUGUCUACACGCAAAUGACUACUUGUUUAUAAAUGCAUCUUUUAAUACAUGUAUACCACAGCGAGUACAUUACAUUAUAUGAAUUAUGAGUUGUGUUCAUACUUAUAUUUCUUGCCCUUGUAACAGAUGUUCUAUCUUUUCUUUCGUCUCGUAAACAAGCAUGAAUGCAAUGCCCUUAGCCUCUUAUUUCUAUAA